AUGCUUUUGGUUAAUGGGGGCAGCCAGCUAGCGGCUAAACGACGAGGCGACGGUCCGGUCGAGGAGCACAGGCGGCUUCGGAAACCAGCUCAUGAGCUGUCCAGAGAUAGGGUUGGAGGUGAGACCUCAAAUACAGACACCAGAGAUACACUGAGGAAGACAGACAGCAUGGAACUAAUAUCUCCUACUAUGGGAGGAGAGAGCAGCAGUCCAGACUCCCCAGUGUCUCCCAGUGGGUCUGAGCUGAGACUGGUGCUGCUGGGGAGGACUGGUGCUGGGAGGAGGGCAGCAGGAAGCACCAUCCUGGGAAGGGAGGAGUUUGGGGCCCAGGCCAGCCCCUCUGCAGUGACCCAGAGGAGUGUGAGGAGAGAGGGGGAGGUGUGUGGGAGACACCUGGUGCUGGUGGACACUCCAGACUGGUUCUGUCCUGGACUCUCUCUGGAGGAGAUCAGACAGGAUGUGGGGCUCUGUGUCCGUCUGUCUGCCCCGGGACCCCACGCCUUCCUCCUGGUCAUACCAGUGGAGCCCUCCAAGGAGGAGGAGAGAGGGGUGCUGGAGAGAAUGGAGGAGAUGUUUGGGGAGGGGUGUUGGGGACACACUGUGAUUCUAUUCACCCAUGAUGACAGCCUGAAAGAGCAGAGCAUUGGGGAGUUUCUCCAAGCAGGGAGUCAGGACCUCCAGCAGCUUGUAGAGAAGUGUGGGAGCAGAUACCAUGUCCUCAACAUUAAGGACAGGACCAAUGACACUCAGGUCCCAGAGCUACUGGAGAAGAUAGAGGAGAUGGUGUCAGGAAACAGAGAGAGCUUCUACUGCAGUCAGACCUACCAGGAGACAGAGGCCCAGGUCAGAGAGAUGGAGAGAAAGAUCCAGAGGGAGAUGGAGGAGAGGAAAAGGAGACAUAAAAAAGAGACAAGAGAGAGGUUUGAGAGGGAACUGCAAGAAUCUCUGAAGGAGAAAGAUGAUGCCAGUGUGGACUGA
Molecule: messenger RNA, 978 nt
Organism: Esox lucius (northern pike)
Lineage: Eukaryota; Metazoa; Chordata; Actinopteri; Esociformes; Esocidae
Product: GTPase IMAP family member 9-like
Exons: 4
Coding region: 1-978 (325 amino acids)
Molecular function (GO): GTP binding
Source: RefSeq, a predicted model, not a curated record